AACCUCAAGCUUUUCUUAGUUUUCUCCAAGCUGUUGAAGCACAAAUGGGUGAUCUCAUCCUUUCUCCCGUUGUUGAUACCACCGUAUCCAACCUGAUUUCGGCUGUUGCUCAGCAAGUCAGCCUUGCAGUCAGCUGGAAGCAGGAACUCAUCAUGCUCCAAGACAAGCUAGUCUUGAUUCAGGCUGUGUUGCAAGAUGCUGGACAAAGGCAAGUGACAGACCCGGCUGUGAAGCGAUGGCUCCUCAAGCUCAGGGAAGUGGCUGAUGAUGCUGAUUACAUACUGGAUGAAGUUGCUUAUGAAAGUGUGAAGCGCAGGAUGAAGAUUCAAAAUCAGAUGAUGAAAAAGGUGCGUUACUUUUUUACCCCCAAGAAUCCCUUGGCAUUUGGCUUAAGGAUGGCUCAUAAGAUUAAGAAAGUUAUUGCAAUGGUGGAUGGUAUUAACAAUGAGGCCCAUGGGUUUGGACUUCAAUCCAGACUUGCUACCACCAAUUAUCAACAAAGAAGAAAUUUACAGACCCAAUCUUUUAUUGGUACUUUCUCACAAUUUGUGGGGAGAGAAGAUGAUGUCUCUAAAAUAGUGCAGUUGUUGACUGAUCCAACUGAUGGACUACCCCUGUGUGUCCUGUCUAUAGUGGGUAUGGCUGGUCUCGGCAAAACCACUCUAGCACAGUCUGUGCGUAGUCAUGACCAAAUUCAAAACCAUUUUGGUAAAAUAAUGUGGGUUUGUGUGUCUGAAAAUUUUGAUGUAGAGAGGAUUUUAGCAGAAAUGUUGGAGUCUCUUAGCGAGAAAUCCGAUGCAAUAAGGAACAAAGACACUGUGGUUCAAAAAAUAAGAUCAGCUAUUGGGGAAAAAAAUUAUCUUCUCAUACUGGAUGAUGUGUGGAAUAAAGAGAGUCAGAAAUGGGAAGACUUGAAGAGGUGUUUGUUGGGGAUGUGUAAGAUGUCAGGGAAUAGAGUUCUUGUAACAACUCGGGAUAAAAAUGUUGCAUUGACAAUGGGAACACUUCCCGGGCACAUGCAUUAUCUUGGGCUACUAAAAGAUGUUGAAUGUUGGUCUAUAAUUAAGCUGAAAGUAUUUGGAGAUGCUUCUAAACAUUUAGAUUCAGAAUUGGAGAAUAUUGGACGGGAUUUUGCAAGAAAAUGUAGAGGUGUGCCGUUAGUUGCAAGUGUUAUAGGGGGGAUUUUAUGCACCAAAAGGCCAGAUAAAGCUGAAUGGUUGCCAAUCAAAAGCAAGAUUGAUGCACUGGGUUCACUUGAAUAUCAGGAUGAUGGAAUUAUGCAUAUAUUACAAUUGAGUUUUGAUAACUUGUUGAAGCCAGGUUUGAAGCAAUGUUUUGCAUUUUGUUGUAUUUAUCCCAAAGAUUAUGUCAUGAGAAGGGAGAUUUUAAUUCAGCUAUGGAUGGCAGAAGGGUUCCUUCAAUUGCCUAAAGAAACUUCUAUGAUGCUGGAGGAUAUUGGCGACGAGUAUUUCAAUGACUUGUUAUCAUAUUCUUUAUUUCAACAGGAGUGCAGAGAUUCAUUCGGGAGCAUUGUUGGUUGUAAAAUGCAUGAUUUGAUUCAUGAUUUUGCACAAUCCAUUUCAAAAUCUGAGACAGUGAUUUUGGAGACUCUUUCUUCAAGGAGCAAUAUUUCUAGUUGUAGACAUUUGAAUCUCAUCUGUGAUCAGCAAAUGGUGCCAACAACUUUAGGAGAUGUUGCUCAGCUACACACUUUGUUUUCAAAGCAUGGUUUUCCCCGUGGCAUGUCAAGGAAGUUUAAAAAGUUACGGGUUCUCAAUUUUCCUUAUGCUUUUGAUGCUGAAGAAUUGCCGGCAUGUUUUGGCAACAUGAAGAGUUUGAGAUACUUAGACAUUUCUAGAACUCAAAUAAAAGAAGUGCCCAGGUUCGUUACUAAUCUAUACAAUUUACAAACAUUUAGAUAUCUUAAUUGCAGAUCUAUCAAAAUGCCUCCUGAAGGAAUAGGAAGUUUAAUCAACUUGAGGCACGUUUACUUCUCUUAUGAAGAGAAUAUGCCUGCAAACCUUGGGCGACUGACAAAUCUUCAAACAUUGCCAUUGUUCUUUGUGGGUGCAACAAAGGGGCGUAAAAUUGAAGAAUUGGGAUGUUUAAGCCAAUUGAGAGGAAGCUUAGAGAUCUGUAACCUUGAUCUUGUUAAAGACAAAUCAGAAGCCAUGAGAGCAAAAUUACAUGAGAAGGUAAUUUAUGAGUUGACAUUAUGGUGGGGAAAAAAAGGCAAUCAGGAUGAAGAUGUUUUAGAAGGCCUCCAACCUCACUCAAAUCUGCAAAGAUUAACUGUUGGUGGUUAUGGAGGUAAAAACUUACCGUCAUGGAUGUUGAAGAGUGAUUGUAGUUACAGUAAUGAAAUGUCUUUGAUCGAGAACUUGGUGCUAUUGAGAAUUAUAGAGUGCAAGAUGUUGGAAAGUGUUCCAACAAGUGGGUUACAAUCACUUCAGACACUCGUCAUUUCCGAGUGCUCUGUAAGCAACAUUGGAGAUAUACUACCAGCCUCUAAGUGCCUUGAGUGGUUAUCUCUGAAAAAGCUUCCGAAUUUGGGGUUUAUUCCAAGUAUUGAUGGGCUUACAUCUCUUCAGACCAUUUAUCUGAUUGGGCUUCCUAAUCUGAGGUUUAUUCCAAGUGUAGAUGGGCUUACCUCUCUUCAAAGGUUACAUUUGUCUGAAUGUGAAAUAGAGUGUCUACCAAGCGGGUUGUCAUCCUGCAUUGCUCUUAAAAAUCUGAUAGUAAGCAGGUGCCAUAACUUGAUCUCCAUUCCAGAAGAAUUGAAGGAAUUACAUUCUCUUGUUAAGUUAAAAAUUGUAGAUUGUUCAAAAUUGAGAAGCAUCCCAGAGAAUCCCCUCGCCUGUCUUAUUAGCUUGAAAAAAUUGAGUAUUGGUGGUUUUGGGGAAGAGCUAGAGGAAUUCCCUGGGCUUGGCUCCAUUCUUUGCCUGCAGACCUCCCUCCGGGAGUUGCGAUUGCAUGGAUGGAAAAAAUUAACUACAUUGCCACCUCAAAUUCAACACCUUAAUGCUCUAAAGAAGUUGGUUAUAAGUAAGUUUGAUGACAUGGAAACAUUACCAGAAUGGUUAGGAAACUUAUCGUCCCUAAAAAAAUUGCGUGUUGAUUCUUGUUCUGGAUUAAGAUGUUUAUUGAGUGGGCUGUCAUUCUACACCGGUCUCGACAAACUUGCUAUACAGGAUUGUCCUAAUCUUGUCUCUAUUUCAGAGGAAGUUCUCGGCCGUCUAACUCAAUUGAAGAGGUUGUCAAUUGGUGGUUUCUCAAAAGAGUUGGAGGAAUUCCCGGGUUUGAAUUCCAUCAACACCUCCCUUGAGCAGUUGUAUUUGCUUGGUUGGGAAAAGCUAAGUCAAUUGCCUCAUCAAAUUCAACACCUCACUGCUAUAAAGUACUUGUCGGUAUCCGGAUUUGAUGGAGUGGAAGUUUUACCAGAGUGGUUGAGAAACUUAUCCUCCCUUGAAUGUCUAGUUGUUCGAAGCUGCAAGAAUCUGAAACAACUGCCUUCUGCGGAAGCCUUUCGACCACUCUCCAAAUUGCGGGUUCUUGGCAUUGGUGAUUGCUCCUUGUUAGAGGAAAGAUGCGCCAAGGAAAGCGGUCCUGAGUGGUCCAAAAUUUCUCACAUUCCCAGCAUCUACAUAAAUGAGAAGCCCAUCAUCUAAUCCCAAGAUUGAGGUUUGCAAGAGGCAACAGGCAUGGAAUUACUUUUCCCUUGAAGAAACAUAAACACUAUUUGCCUUAAAACACCAAACUGACCCUCAUCCAAGAAGCAAGCAAUAGCAGAGGAAUGGAAUAAAAGUAGCUUCACCAAGCAAAAGAUGAUUUUGGAUGUUCUUGGAGGUGCUCAAUUUUAAUCAAUUAGGAACAUACCUUUAUCUCUCAUGUGUUACUUUGAAGGAAAACUGUUGCAGGUAAAAACCAAACCAAAGUUUACACUAGUUAUACUUCAUUAAAAGGCAUAUGCAUUU
This is a messenger RNA of Rubroshorea leprosula, 3974 nucleotides long. The record is from the annotation of a GenBank genome assembly. NCBI's taxonomy places the organism in Eukaryota, Viridiplantae, Streptophyta, Magnoliopsida, Malvales, Dipterocarpaceae.